AUGAGCCAGCCCCUUCGGGAUCGGGGUGUCGGUGCAGCCCGAAAGGACACGUUUUCCUGGGAUCCCUGGCCUCAAAGCCGUUGUCAGCCCGGGCGUAGCGGGCGACUGGGGAGUGCGGCGACCUGGGUGGAAGCUCGCCCGGGAAGCGGUUUGAAAACCCACGGCAGUUUUCGUGGAAGACGAUCAGAGGAAAAAUCUUCAGUAGCUGCAACGGGAAAGCCCAAAAGGGAAGUUGAGGUCGAUAAUACUGAAGGUGCUGUUUUGGGAAAGAAGCCAAAAUUGGAGGAUGUUGUAUCAGAAGAUGCUAAUCUGGCAGACCUGAUGCCUCAAGUAAAAGUGCAAGCUGUGGAAACUGUUGAAGGUUGUACACACGAGGUCGCACUUCCGGCAGAUGAGGUCUUCACAGGUCUGAAGCCAAGAACUGGAAAAGCUGCAAAAGAAUAUCCGUUCAUUCUUGAUGCCUUUCAGAGGGAAGCUAUUCUUUGUGUAGAUAAUAACCAGUCUGUGUUAGUGUCAGCUCAUACAUCAGCUGGUAAAACCGUUUGUGCGGAGUAUGCAAUUGCUCUGGCUUUGAGGGAGAAACAGCGUGUGAUAUUCACAAGUCCAAUUAAAGCUUUGAGUAAUCAGAAGUACCGUGAGAUGUAUGAAGAGUUUCAGGAUGUUGGUUUGAUGACUGGGGAUGUCACCAUUAAUCCUACAGCUUCUUGUCUGGUAAUGACAACUGAGAUUUUGAGAAGUAUGCUCUACAGAGGUUCUGAGGUUAUGCGAGAAGUUGCGUGGGUUAUUUUUGAUGAAAUCCACUACAUGAGAGAUUCAGAACGUGGUGUGGUUUGGGAAGAGACAAUUAUUUUGCUCCCUGACAAUGUUCAUUAUGUGUUCCUUUCUGCAACAAUUCCAAAUGCCCGUCAGUUUGCUGAGUGGAUCUGCCAUCUUCACAAACAGCCUUGCCAUGUGAUUUACACUGACUAUCGACCCACUCCACUGCAGCAUUAUAUAUUCCCAGCAGGAGGAGAUGGACUCCAUCUGGUGGUUGAUGAAAAUGGUGAUUUCAGAGAAGAUAAUUUUAAUACAGCAAUGCAAGUGCUUAGAGAUGCAGGAGACUUAGCAAAAGGGGACCAGAAGGGCAGGAAAGGAGGAACAAAAGGUCCUUCAAAUGUUUUUAAGAUUGUGAAGAUGAUCAUGGAAAGGAAUUUCCAACCUGUGAUUAUUUUCAGCUUCAGUAAGAAAGACUGCGAAGCCUAUGCACUUCAGAUGACAAAGUUAGAUUUUAACACAGAUGAAGAGAAAAAGAUGGUUGAAGAAGUGUUCAACAAUGCAAUUGAUUGUCUGUCAGAUGAAGACAAAAAGCUUCCUCAG
Molecule: messenger RNA, 1356 nt
Organism: Tauraco erythrolophus (red-crested turaco)
Lineage: Eukaryota; Metazoa; Chordata; Aves; Musophagiformes; Musophagidae
Source: RefSeq, a predicted model, not a curated record